AUAUAUAGAAAUAAGAUCAGUCAUUGUUUUCAAGCCUGCUAAAUAAAACUGAACUCUUGGAAUGGCAUACCAUUUGACCUUUCGAAGGUUCUCCAGCAGUAUUUAACUGGCGCAAAAGGAGCACACUCGCAAUCGUCUACUUUUGACAUGACAGACCCUCCUGUUAGUUCACACAAUGUUCAAAAGGCAGAAGUCCCUCGCUUCAGAACGCAAGAGAGGAUUAUUUUCUCAAAGAGCUACACGGUUCAUACUGAGGGAUGAUAUGAGAAAUUUUCACUUUUUGUCAAAACUUGUACUCUCAGCGGGCCCUCUAAAACCAACGCCAGCAGUCAAACAUUCAAAAACAACUCACUUUGAGAUUGAAAUACUUGAUGCUCAAACAAGGAAACAGAUAUGUAUUCUGGAUAAGGUGACACAAUCAUCUACUAUUCAUGAUGUUAAGCAAAAGUUUCACAAAGCAUGUCCAAAGUGGUACCCUUCUCGAGUUGGUCUGCAGCUAGAAUGUGGUGGGCCUUUUUUGAAGGACUACAUUACCAUUCAAAGUAUUGCAGCUUCCUCCAUUGUCACGCUGUAUGCUACAGAUCUAGGUCAACAAGUCAGCUGGACCACAGUAUUUUUGGCUGAAUACACAGGACCUCUGCUAAUAUACCUCCUCUUUUAUUUGAGGAUUCCAUGUAUAUAUGAUGGAAAAGAGAGUGCUAGAAGAUUACGCCACCCGGUGGUACACUUGGCUUGUUUCUGUCAUUGUAUACACUACAUCCGAUACCUUUUGGAAACCUUAUUUGUUCACAAAGUUUCUGCAGGACACACACCUUUGAAAAAUUUGAUAAUGAGUUGUGCCUUUUACUGGGGAUUUACUUCUUGGAUUGCCUACUACAUUAAUCAUCCACUGUAUACACCACCAUCAUUUGGAAACAGGCAAAUCACAGUAUCUGCUAUCAAUUUUCUGAUUUGUGAAGCUGGGAAUCAUUUCAUUAAUGUAAUGUUGUCUCAUCCCAAUCAUACAGGAAACAAUGCCUGUUUCCCAAGUCCAAAUUAUAACCCCUUCACAUGGAUGUUUUUCCUGGUUUCAUGUCCUAACUACACCUAUGAGAUUGGAUCAUGGAUUAGUUUCACAGUCAUGACACAAACACUGCCAGUUGGAAUUUUUACACUUCUGAUGAGUAUCCAGAUGUCUUUGUGGGCACAAAAGAAACAUAAGAUUUAUCUGAGAAAAUUCAGUUCAUAUAUUCAUAGAAAAUCAGCAAUGAUUCCACUCAUAUUGUAAAAAACAAACAAACAAACAAACAAACAAAAAAAUCCUAUAGAAAAUGGCAACAUAUAAAUUCAAUAAAUAAGACUUAAUUAAGGAUAGUUAACUAUUAUACUCCAACAAUUCAUGAGCAACAGUAUAUACACUGAGUAAAAAUACAGUAAAAUUUCACUAAAUUUAGAGUAAUGCACAUGGUAAUAAAAAGUAUAAAUUAUAAAUGCAAUUAACUAAGAACAGCUCUGAAUGUAUUUGCAUGGGAUUGGUCCUUGAAUAAAAUUGUCUUACUUCAUUAAUACUUCACAAUACUAUUUGCAUAAGGCAAAAUAUCACAACAAAGAAACAACCUGAUUAAAAAAUGAAAAAGUGAUCUGAACAGACAUUUCCCAGAAGAAGACAUAUACAUGGCGAAUAAGUAUAUGUUUAAAACACUCAACAUUAACUAUUCAUAACGGAAAUGUAAAUCAAAACCACAAUGAGAUAUCAUCUCAUCCUAAUUAGGGUGACUAUUAUCAAAAAGAUAAAAAAAAAUGACAGCCGUUGUGGCUCAUGUCUGUAAUCC
Messenger RNA from Cercocebus atys (sooty mangabey), 1811 nucleotides. RefSeq names its product trans-2,3-enoyl-CoA reductase-like (gene TECRL). Lineage: Eukaryota; Metazoa; Chordata; Mammalia; Primates; Cercopithecidae. Gene Ontology annotation, biological process: very long-chain fatty acid biosynthetic process. The transcript is spliced from 12 exons. The record is from RefSeq and is a predicted model, not a curated record. The coding region runs from base 176 to 1267 and encodes 363 amino acids. Gene Ontology annotation, molecular function: oxidoreductase activity, acting on the CH-CH group of donors.